Sitodiplosis mosellana (orange wheat blossom midge) is the source of this 2712-nucleotide messenger RNA. RefSeq names its product phospholipase A-2-activating protein (gene Plap). The record is from RefSeq and is a predicted model, not a curated record. Lineage: Eukaryota; Metazoa; Arthropoda; Insecta; Diptera; Cecidomyiidae. Gene Ontology annotation, cellular component: nucleus; cytoplasm. The transcript has 10 exons. Bases 269 to 2623 code for a protein of 784 amino acids. Gene Ontology annotation, biological process: proteasome-mediated ubiquitin-dependent protein catabolic process; ubiquitin recycling. Gene Ontology annotation, molecular function: ubiquitin binding.
CGUAAAUGUCAAGUUGAUAGGCGCUAAAAUAUAAACGUCAACGCUCAAAACCUUUGUAUGUAUUCGUAUAUGUCACAAUUUCUACGUGAAAUGAUUUUUCUCAACAAAAAGAAUAAUUAAUUUGAUAAAACAAAAGCCGGUUGAAUAUUUUGGAAUAUAAAUUUUGAUAAAACUCAUAAACCGCAUUCUGCUGUUUACCGCUAAAGUCAGUGCUUAUUGAUUACUGCUUUUUUUUGUUGGAAAGUUGUGAACAUUUGGUUCAACGAGUAUGAGUCUGGACGACUAUAAAUUAAGUGCAGAGCUGCUGGGCCACUCAUUGGAUGUCCGAGCAGUUGCAGCGGCCGAUACUUAUAUUCUCUCUGGUUCACGCGAUAAAACCGCUAAAAUUUGGGAAUAUAAUGGAACUGCAUACACCGAACGACUUACGUUGACCAACCACAAAAAUUUUGUGAGCAGUGUGUGUGUUUUAGAUGGAGGCGAAUGGAUUUGUACGGGGAGCAAUGAUGCUACAAUUUGUGUUUAUGUUGCCGGUAAUGUAGAACCUUUCACCACUCUUAGAGGACACACUUCAACAGUCAGCACAAUGGCGCCCGGCACUGAGAGUGGAAUGCUGUUGAGCGGCAGCUGGGACAAAACAGCUAUUAUAUGGAAAAUUGCUGGUUUUGGAGAAACCCAACCAAUCAAGUUGGAGGGUCAUGAGGCAGCAGUAUGGUCAGUUUGUGCUUUAAAAUCAGGAAAAAUUGUAACUGGUUCAGCAGACAAAAGUAUCAUUUAUUGGACCAGCAGUGGUGAGAAGCUCAAAGUACUGAAAGGUCACAAAGAUUGCGUGCGGGCUCUGUUGAGUUUGCCGAAUGAUUCAAUAAUUAGUGCCUCCAAUGAUGCGGUCAUUAAAUUUUGGAAUGAGGAUGGAGAAUGUGUCAAAGAGCUGAUGGGACACACAAAUUAUAUAUAUACUAUGGCAUUCAACUAUCAAUUAGGUGAAAAUAUUAUCGUAUCUGGUGGUGAAGACAGUACAUUGCGUAUGUGGAAUUUCGAUGGUGAGCUUGGCAAGCCAAUUACCUUGCCUGCUCAAUCCGUCUGGUCCGUGGCAUGCUUGAAAAAUGGUGAUAUAGUGGCAGGCACAAGUGAUGGUGUUGUUCGCAUAUUCACGAAAGAGUCAAGUCGCUACGCAGAUGAACAGACAUUGGCACAAUUUUCCGCAGCAGUCGAUACUCGUAUUCGUGAAUCAAAUCUCCAAUUGGGAGGAGUAAAAGUCAAUGAGUUGCCAGGACCGGAAGCGUUGUUGCAAAAAGGACGGGACGAUCAAACAAAAAUGAUUCGUCAUCCCGAUGGAAAAGUCAUUUGUUAUCAGUGGUCAAACGGCAAAUGGAAUUCAAUGGGUGAUGUUGUUGGUGCGGUGGACAACGAUCGUGGUAUACAAGAAUCAUCGGGUAAAACUCUAUUUGAGGGAAAGGAGUACGAUUUUGUAUUCAGUGUCGACAUAUCCGAUGGGGUACCACCAUUGAAGCUGCCAUACAACCGGGGGGAUGACCCAUGGAUGGCAGCUCAAAACUUUAUUCAUGAGAAUGAAUUACCACAAGCAUACCUCGAUCAGGUGGCAAAUUUCAUUGUAACCAAUUCUGGUAAUGCUCCCGUUAUAGAAAAUGCGUCAAGCGGUUUUGAAGAUCCUUUUACGGGCGGUGGACGUUAUAUCCCAGGUUCAGGUUCUGAUUUCAAUUCGAGCGCUGGAAAUGUCGAUCCAUUCACCGGAGCAUCGAGUUAUUCCACUCAACAGCCAUCCGUUCCGGUUAAUUUCGUUCCAAAAUCCUCUUCUGGACCAACAUCAUCUUCUUCAAAGUCACCUUCUUCUAAGCAUUUCCCAUACAAUCAAUACACUACAAUUGUUACAUGCGAUCCCGCUAAAGUUUUAUCCAAGCUACGGGAAUUCAACAAUAGCCUUGUGGAUGAUACAUUGAAAGUUACUGAAACAGAAUUGGAACAUGUAAUAAAACUUGCCUCUGGUGAUUAUUCAUCCAUUGAAUCAAUCGACGCAAUGAAAAAACUUCUUUCGUGGCCAAUAGAAAACCUCUUUCCCGUUUUGGAUGUGCUACGUUUGGCAGUCUGCGAUUCAAAUGUUUGUUCAAAGUUGAUAACACAAGAUGUUCUAAAUCUCAUCAUUCAAAAUAUCAGCGUACCACCAGCUAAUCAAUUAAUGUCGAUUCGCAUAUUAUUGAAUAUGCUUGGCCAUGGAUAUGGCCGUGGUCUCAUUGAAACUUGUUUGGCUAAUGUAUUGGUAGCGAUCAGUACAACGAAGAAGGGCAGUGCUAAUUUGCAAAUAGCUAUUGCAACACUUUUGCUCAACUUGACUGUUGUUCAACUUGGCUAUGCGGACGAGACACAAUGCCAACAUAUAACCGAAUCGAUUAUUGACUUUUUACUCUGGAAUGCUGAUCCAGAAGCUGUGUAUCGCAGUUAUCGUGCAGUUGGCAACCUCUUAAAUACACCUCAUGCACCAACAGUAAGUGCACAACUGAUAUCUACUGAUUCCGUAAUGGAUGCAAUUCGUAACAAUAUGAGUGUGCAACAGCAAUAUGGAUUUGAACAAAUCAAUGAAAUUGCUCGUGAUGUCGUAAAUGCACUGUGAAAAAAAUAAUCAAACAUUUCAUACCCAUUGUCAAAUUUAAAAAAAAAUAUCUAUUCGAAAACAUUUAAAUAAAAAUUAUCACAUUUCAA